Molecule: messenger RNA, 387 nt
Organism: Pisolithus orientalis
Lineage: Eukaryota; Fungi; Basidiomycota; Agaricomycetes; Boletales; Pisolithaceae
Exons: 3
Coding region: 1-387 (128 amino acids)
Source: RefSeq, a predicted model, not a curated record
AUGUCAUAUGCUGGUGUUCACAUCAUACCUGCCUUCCACUGGGGUCGCACAACCAGUCUUUUGCCACCCUUGAUUGCUCGCCACAAGUCCGAGAACAAUGAAGAUUGGUAUUGGUAUUAUGUUAACAUUUUUGUUGACCGUGAUAUGUUCAUGCGCUUCCAGGGCGGUGCAAGAAACCAUUUACUCUGGAAUGUGAAGGGCGAGAUAAUACAAAAUACAGAAGACUCUGACAUGGACGAGCUGAUGGAUGAAUCAAUUGGUGCUGAAGAAGCUGAUGGGAAUGACAGUGAAGAUGACUCUGCAUCGUCUGAAGGUUCUACGCAUGAAGAGCACACCAGGCGCUUGAUUCCUGAUACCCUGGUUGAUGAGAUGGACGAGUAUGGAUAG